GCAAAGCCGUGGUGGGUACCUAACACGGCCGCUCGGUGAACAUGCGGCCCAUCACAGCAUGAACCGCCGACCAAGACCGCCACCCCGCGCGGGGAAGGCUUAAAACAUCCAUUUACUUGCUUUGGCGGCUUCGGUCAUCUCGGCAACGUUGCUCACGGACGUCGGGUGAAUGUGACUCUCAGGUACACGAUGAUCGAGUUUCUCCGCUUGUCAGCAUGAUAUUACCCCGAACCCAUGUAACCUCACGCCGAUCUGAGUAUGCUUGAGGAAGCAACGCCGUUGGCAAGGAUGGUGUAUUUCGACGUCAAACGGCAUACGUCCUGCGGUAUGCUUGUUCAAAAGGCAGAUGUCGACCGGAUGUCCUGAGGUACGGCUCGACUUUCUCCCAUAAUGGCACUUUUUACCAAGUGCGCCACGGUCCUGGUAGGGCUCCUGACGCUGUCAGACAUCACUAUGUCCGAGUCACUUGCAACUAUGCGACCACGCGCAGAAGCUGCGGGACGUGAGCGAGUCAGUCUUAAUGACCGAUGGCGCUUCCAACGCUUCGUCGACAACCCAGAUGGUCUCUCUUACGAUAUACUGAAGCCCUGGAUCCUUCCUGCAGCGAACGACUACCUGAGCGGAACGAGGUAUGAUCGACCAUCAGAACCAGGACCAGGGAGCAACGUUACCUUUGUGCAGCCCGGCUUCGACGAUGCUGCCUGGGAGGCAGUCAAUCUCCCGCACGACUGGGCAGCCAGUGGAGAAUUCGACUUCUCUGAGGAUGUAUCAGGCGGUACAGGGCGUCUGCCCUUCACCGGCAUUGGCUGGUAUCGCAAAUCGCUAUCGAUCGAUGCGAGAGUCGUAGACUCUGGCAAGUCGAUUUUCUUGGACGUCGAUGGAGCCAUGGCGUAUGCUACUGCGUGGCUGAACGGACAACUCGUAGGAGGCUGGCCUUAUCCCUAUAACUCAUUCCGCCUUGAUCUCACACCUUAUGCAAAAGCCGGUGACAAUGUUUUGGCGAUCAGAGUCGACAAUGCACCGGAGAGCGCAAGGUGGUAUCCCGGAGCGGGUCUGUAUAGGAGCUUAAAUCUGGUCACCGCCGACCCUGUGCACGUUGGCUACCAUGGCAGCUACAUCACUACUCCUACUGUCUCUGCAGAGCAAGCUUCAGUCAGUUUGAGGAUUGAAGUAGAGAACAAGGGCAACCUCACCCAGACUGUGCAAGUCACUUCUGAGAUUUUCGAGCUUGACUCGAAAUCGAGGAAAGCAUCUGGCGAUGCAGUAGCAAAGAUUGCCGCAUCGACAGCCACGGUAUCUGGAGGAUCAAAGUACUCUGUGAAUGGCUCGACUACGAUUACCAAUCCCAAGCUGUGGGGACCAGCACCAAAGCAGACGCCAAACGAGUACAUCGCAAUGACGACGAUUUCGAGCAACGGAACUGUUUUGGACACCUACGAGACUCCCUUCGGAAUCCGUACUGUCGAAUAUGAUCCGAAUCAGGGGAUCCUCAUCAACGGCGAACACGUGCCCGUCUAUGGGUCUUGCAAUCACCACGACCUCGGAUCUCUUGGGUCGGCUUUCAAUUACCGGGCAGCGGAACGCCAAAUUGAAAUACUGCAAGAAAUGGGCAACAACGCUCUCAGGACCUCCCACAACCCACCUGCGCCAGAGUGGCUGGAGAUUGCCGAUCGACUGGGACUCAUGGUCAUGGACGAGAUCUUCGAUACAUGGAACUAUGCUAAGGUUGAGAACGACUUCCACCUUCUCUUUCCAGAAUGGUCAGAAGCUGAUCUGCGCACGUUUAUUCGCCGCGACCGCAAUCAUCCCUCCAUCAUCUCCUGGAGCAUUGGCAAUGAGCUUCCAGAGCAAUCCAACUCCACCGGAACCGCUACCGCCAAGAGGCUGCAAGACAUUGUGCACGAGGAAGAUCUCACCAGGCAUGUGACUGUCGGCAUGAACAACGCUGGUCCUAACACCGGUCUUGCUGCCGAGAUCGACAUCAUUGGCCUCAACUACCAGGGCGAGGGCAAGGGUAGCGCAAGCUCUGGCUCUUUCGCUGCCUUCCACAGCAAGUUCCCCAACAAGAUGAUCUGGAGCACGGAAUCCGCGUCAACAGUCAGCUCACGCGGUGUCUAUGUGUUCCCUGUCACAUCGAACAAGAGCGCCAUCGUCGGUGGAGGUCCUGGUGAGGGCGGUGACCCAAUCAACAGCCAUGUCAGCGCAUACGAGCUUUAUGCUCCAUCCUGGGCUGCUUCCCCAGACAAGGUCUUCGAGCAGCAAGAUCGCAACCCGUACGUCGCUGGCGAGUUCGUCUGGACCGGAUGGGACUACAUUGGGGAGCCUACGCCGUACGAUAACUCUAGUCGCAGCUCCUACUUCGGCAUCAUUGACCUUGCCGGUUUCAAGAAAGACCGUUUCUAUCUCUACCAGUCCCGCUGGCGCCCGGACUUUCCGCACGUCCACAUCCUCCCGCAUUGGACUUGGCCCGACCGCGAAGGCCAAGUGACGCCCGUCCACGUCUUCACCUCCGGAGAUGAGGCCGAGCUCUUCAUCAACGGCAAAUCAGCCGGUCGUCAAAAGCGCGGACAGUACGAUUACCGCCUGCGCUGGGACAACGUGACCUACACGCCCGGCGAGAUCAGCGUCAAAGCGUGGAAGAAUGGCGAAGAGUGGGCAACCUCUUCGCACCGAACUGUUGGCGCCGCGGCAGCGCUGAACGUGACUGCUGAUCGCACGACCAUCCACGGGGACGGGAAGGAUCUCUCGUUCGUCUCGGUCGCUGUGGUUGACGAGAAAGGCGACACUGUUCCCCAGGCCGACAACGAGAUAACGUUCUCGAUCGCGUCUGGGCCCGGUGAAAUUGUGACAACCGAUAAUGGCGAUCCCACAGACCCCACGGCCUUUCCUUCCAAGACACGCAAGGCGUUCAAUGGUCUCGCUCUCGCCAUCAUCAGAGCUGAGGCUGGCUCGACUGGCGAGAUCGUAGUUGAGGCCAAAGCAGACGGCGUUAGUGCCGGGAAGGUGACUAUCACGGCUUCAUAAGCCUCACAAUCGCAUAGGCUGAUGCGCAUGCUCCGCAACUCAUGUUCAUUGUUUCUUUGCUGCCGGGACGUCAUACAAUUGUAGACCAUAGUAGUGCCAUGAGUCCGAAGCCAUCCUAUUCCACAACUUAGCUUCGCAAAGCAUACAUAACCCCUGCAGAUCGUCUGUGCAGUGGUGUACACAUUGUGCGCAGCGAAUCGUGAGGUGAAAAUCGAGAGAUAGACGUCUCCCACAGGCUUCUGGAGUAGAAAGAGCAACACGUAGGAUCGCAGUUUGGCAGGUUUAGAAGCGGAGCAGACAGAUUUGUUUUCCGUGUCUUCAACAAGAGAUGAUCAAGAAAGAGAAAAGUUUCCCAUCAUGUGACAUCCGGCAGAACCCGCACACACGUCUUCGCGAUAUGCUUGCUUCCGAGGCAGAAGGACC
This is a messenger RNA of Didymella exigua CBS 183.55, 3447 nucleotides long. Its product is annotated as glycoside hydrolase family 2 protein. Gene Ontology annotation, biological process: carbohydrate metabolic process. Gene Ontology annotation, molecular function: hydrolase activity, hydrolyzing O-glycosyl compounds. Lineage: Eukaryota; Fungi; Ascomycota; Dothideomycetes; Pleosporales; Didymellaceae. The record is from RefSeq and is a predicted model, not a curated record. The transcript is spliced from 2 exons. The coding region runs from base 391 to 3024 and encodes 877 amino acids.